GCGCGCACAGCGACCUCUUGCGUGCGCCGAUACAGUGCCCCAUCGAGUUUACGUCCAGCGACCACGCUGCGGACUCUGCCGCUUCUCACACUGCCAUCGAAUUGUUAUCUUAAUAUCGUUCCUAGGCGACUAGCCUUUAGCGAACGACCGCCGCGAAUCAUUGCUAAAACGUAAAUUUACAACACGACACACCGAAAAUAACGCAUAUCUCACAAAACGGGCCAUUCGUGCUGUAAACGAGUCGAGCGCUUAAUCGAUCGACUGCAUUAAAAAGUAAAAAUUAUUAUUAUCGUUUUGCAGUCGACCUUUGCGGAUUUUGUUGCGCUGCGAUAGGUGUUUUUUAGUUAAGUUUUACACAAAUAGCUGAAGUGGUCUAAUAUUGCUUAGGCUUAUUGACUAGUCCAUAAUAUCGAGUGUGGUGCCGUCCUGUGCUUAGUCUCAGUGAACAGUGCGUCAAAAUUGUCGAGGUGUUUUUCUUCCUUCGUUUGGUUGCCAGCUUAGCGUUAUAUAUUCUUUCGGUUGGUUCUUGCUUUCUUUUGAUAUUCUUGUGGGGAAAAACGCGAUCCAUGCUUGGAGUUAUGACUACCAUGGUAUGGUUUCCUUUGUCUAAGUUAUUUAUCUACUUUUUCUCUUCUUAGUAAAAGAAGGUAGUUCACAUACAUUAUCACAUUAAAUUGAUGCUUUUAGACUUAACGAAUGUUACAACAUUUUAUGAAAGACCAUCGAACCAUCCUUCUUUCAUAAUUUCUUGUAGGGUUUGUUGGUUCUGACUGAGUAGUUUAUAUCUAGCCAUUAUCUAGUUAUUUUGUAUGUUAUUUAGUCGUUACACAGUAUUUCUAUAAUAAAGCCGUGCUUCUCGCUUUGGAAGCUUCAGUGUAACGUGAGUUACAAACGCUAUAUUGUACCUGUCUUUAUUCAUGGUAUGGCGGCGAUUCUAUUGUAAAACUAUGCAGAGCAUGCAGCCCCUCCCUCGUCUCUUGGUAUCUGGAAGGGUUCCCUGGGGCACAGUUCAGGCUUGACUUGCGCUACAUACUAUAUCCAUCUAAACUCGCAUUGUUGGUGUACUGCACAGCUUUGAUUCAUUUGUAGCCACAUCAGUUCGUCUUGCUACUGGACACUAUUACAUAACGAUAUAUACUGACAUUUUCUGAAACAGAAUUUUGGAUCAAAACAGUAACAAUGUCAGCUGCAGAGAAGUUGUUUCGCUUCUAUCUCCAUUAAUUUCAUAACACCGAACAGUUAUGAUUCAUAAUUAUAUCCCUUAAAUACAAUACAUACAAAUAUAUAACACAAGCAUGUAUUUACUAAAUAACCACGGCUUAUAAUAAACACCAGUAGGCAUCACGUCAUAUUAUGACAAAAUGUUCGAUUUAUCCGUCACGUACGUUUGCGCCGUCAAAACGUAACGUUAUUGAAAUAUUUGUGGACUUCAUAGAAGCUUAUACAUGCUUAUAAUUUAGUAAUAUUGUCAUUAAAGUGUGAUUAUACAACACAAUUGGCAAGUUGAUUACCUUAGUUAAGUUAUAGUUACAACGAAGUGACGAUGUUUAGUACUUAAUAAACAAAGUGCUUUCAUAAUUUAUGAAUUAUGUAUGUGUUAUCGCGGUUCCUCUGAGAACAUAGUUAAUAUUAUAUAUGGUUCAAGUCCGCAGCUCGUCUCUUGGGCCUCGUAAAACCAGUUUACGUAAUAUCGCACUCAAUUUUAAACAUCUCUUAACACUGCGUGACGGUCUUAGCUUUUGUCUAUGCGAAAUCUGAUUCAAGCCCUGCCAGUUAAAAUCAUUCAAACUGAGAGCUUCUUUUUAAUAAUUAGACAUUGACUAUUAUUUUAACGAUUAACUUUUGAAAAUAAAUUGUACAUGAAAUUACAAAGCCCGUUCUUGGAUUUCAGCUAGUGGCUAGGAUUUUAGUAGAGGAAAUAUUGAUUAAGCAUAUCUGCUACGAUUUUACUUCAUCAAAAAAGUAUUUAGGAAGACAAAGGAUGAUUUAGGAAAACAUUUCAAAAUCCGUCUCAUAAAUAUUAGCAAUACGUAUUCAUGAGCUUUGCUAAUGCCAGCCGCGCAGCUUUCCUAGUCCUACUCGUUACAGUGAAUCAUCAUGUCACACAGUCCACACAGAGCCUACUCUAAGUAGCAAACAAACAUACAGAACUAAAGUACCUAUUAUAAUACAAAAUUGGCUAAAGUACAAGUUUGUAUAACUGCGGAGAUCACAAUGCUAGCAGCCUGGUUUAACAAGACGUUUCAUUCGAUACUCGUAUUGUAUUGUCGUUCAAUGUCAGUUUCCUCGUGUCCGUCAUUAUUCUCGAGCUCCGACAACGGAGCGAAACGUCUUGCGCACAUUGAACAUGUGCAUAAAAAGAUGAAAAGAACCGCCUCCCCAUUGACACAGUGUCUUGAAUGAGGCCCGGCCUCGUUCUCCGCUUUCAGGCGCUCGUAGCUGUAUGCCUAUUAGACGUGCUCUAUACACUUGAACUACUGUCUUAGCCGACAUUUGUGGAAACUUAAGCUGGUGCUUCAAAGUACUUAUACGAUAUAGUUGCGUUUCCUUUGUCCAUUCUAUGUCCAUACCGCUGAUAUAACAAUAUACAAAACCAUACCAUCGUAAACUAUCGUCAUUACUACCAUGCAAAACUGAUUUAUCUUACUAAUACAUAAAUACGAUUACCGGAUUAGAAGAGAACGAGGGUUCAGAAGUGUACGUGGGGAUAAAUCGAUCAUCUAUGCAAAAUACGGCAAUCGCACUCCUCGAGUCGGCGACGGCGUUCGAGCGCGCCGUCCUGGAAUGUGAGCACCUGGAGGCGUCGGAGCACGGCGGGUUCCGGUGAGGACGUUGGCGCGGCAGCGGCAUGGAGGAGCGCGGGCCGCCGGACGUGCCGUUGAUCGUGUCGCCGCCGUGCGCCGGCGCCGGCGGCGCGGCGCUCACCACCUCGCGGCGCGCCGCCUCCGCGCGCGGCUCUCGCGACGACCCGCCGCCCUCCACAUGGCGCUCCUCGGUGCGUGUGCGUGACACCGGUUUCCGUGGCUCACGCAAGAGUGUCGUUCGCCUCGAACCGCCCUGUAAUGGCCUCAACGGGUUGCCCGCCAUCGGCAAGGAGGUACUGUCUCUGGGCGCGACGGGCGGCCACAAGGGAACCACGCAGCCUUCUCACCCCUGCACUAUUCUCCACCAUUCUCCUUACAAGGCCGCUUGGGAUUGGUUGAUCCUAAUAUUGGUGAUAUACACGGCGAUAUUUACUCCUUACGUGGCCGCCUUUCAACUAAAUGAGCCCGACUUCGACAAACGUUCCCGCAGCUUCGGCGAAGACCCCAUAGUUGUCAUCGACAUGAUCGUGGACGUAACCUUCAUAAUAGACAUCCUGAUAAACUUCCGCACCACGUAUGUUAACGUAGCCGACGAAGUGGAGUCGGACCCUGCUAAGAUCGCCAUGCACUACUUACGGGGCUGGUUCCUUAUCGACCUCGUCGCAGCCAUCCCGUUCGAUCUCCUGCUCUUCGGCACCGACACCGACGAACAGGGGCUGGAAAGUGAUGAGACCACGACCCUCAUCGGUCUGCUGAAGACGGCGCGACUGCUGAGGCUCGUGCGCGUCGCACGCAAAAUUGACCGAUACUCCGAAUACGGCACCGCUGUACUGCUUCUACUUAUGGCCACUUUUGUCCUUAUCGCUCAUUGGUUGGCCUGCUUAUGGUACGCUAUCGGCAGUUGGGAACGGCCUCAGCUUCACGCGCCCAUAGGAUGGCUGGACGCACUCGCUAACGAUGUCCAAGCUUCCUAUGACAACUCCACCGGUCCAUCUAUGAGGUCUAGAUAUAUAACCGCUUUAUAUUUCACGUGCACGUCGCUUACAAGCGUUGGUUUUGGAAAUGUUGCGCCGAACACUGAUAUGGAGAAAGGGUUCACGAUAUUUGUUAUGCUAGUUGGAUCUCUUAUGUAUGCCAGUAUCUUCGGUAAUGUAUCGGCCAUUAUCCAAAGAUUAUAUUCGGGAACGGCUCGUUAUCAUACACAGAUAUUGAGAGUGCGGGAAUUUAUUCGGUUUCACCAGAUAACGAACCCCUUAAGACAAAGACUGGAGGAAUAUUUCCAACACGCUUGGAGUUACACGAACGGAAUCGAUACGUCCAGCUUACUCAAAGGAUUCCCGGAGUGCCUCCAAGCAGACAUCUGUCUUCAUCUCAACAGAAACUUACUCGCUAAUUGCUCAGCUUUUGAUGGUGCUAGUCCAGGUUGCUUAAGAGCCCUAUCGCUGAGGUUCAAGACGACGCACGCGCCGCCCGGCGAGACGCUGGUGCAUCGCGGAGACGUUCUCACCUCCCUCUACUUCAUAUCCAGAGGCUCUAUAGAAAUACUGAAGGAUGAUAUUGUUAUGGCUAUAUUAGGUAAGGAUGACAUAUUCGGCGAGAACCCGUGCAUAUACGGCACGGUGGGGCGCAGCAACUGCCGCGUGCGCGCGCUCACCUACUGCGACCUGCACCGCGUGCACCGCGACGACCUGCUCGACGUGCUCGACUUCUACCCCGAGUUCCGCUCCUCCUUCGUCAAUAACCUCGAAAUUACAUACAACAUGAGAGACGAAGAACUAGGAGGUAUCGAACCAAAACGUCGCAUGCGCUACGAGAACCCUUGUGACGCGCGUUUGCUACGGGAAGCCUACGCGCGAACUACGCGCCGGCCGCACACUGAAACCUUUGCUGAGAAAGUGGACUCACAAUGCAGCGACGACGACACCGAGUCUCCUGCGAGCCGCGGCAUCCUGGAGUUCUCGGCGGACAAGGCGGGCCAGGACGUCACCCCCCUCAACUUCAACUUCAGCAAGCAGCGCUCCACCACGCUCAACUCCAUCACCGGCAUGCUAGCGCAACUUAAACGGAGCUUCCCAGACCUCUACCAUCAUAAAACACAUCAGCCACUGCACAACAAGUACUCCCAAUCCACGCCUCAAACGUAUAGAAGUCGUGCGGGGGUACGACGGCAGUCGUCUGUGGGCCCACUGAACGACACGUCGCCGCUGACGGGGUGCGCCACGGCGGGCGAGCCGGCCGUGAGCACGCCGGCGCACAGCGCCACGCUGCCCGUGUCCAGCCUCAGCACCAACCCCAGCUCGUACUACACCAACGCGUCGCCGUCGCCGCCCGCCGCGCCCGCGCACCAGCACGUGUCGUGCGACGACAUCCUGGCGCCCAGCGCGCCCGCCGCCGCGCGCACGCCGUCCUGCCGCUCCGCGCCGCACUCCGCCGUCAACCUGCACCAGCCCGCCUGCUCCGGCCGCCCAGCCGCGCUCGCUCUGUCUCACGACAAGGCACAAAAUGCUGCAACCGCACAGGAUACUAUGUCACCACAGUACCAAAACGUAGGAGCCGCUGCGACAGCAGCUUCGGUGGCGACCGUACUUACAAGACUGGAAGAGUUAAGUCGUCGUGUAGCCGUACUUGAGACCGGACUCACAGCAGACGUGCGUCGUAUCCUGCAGUUACUGCAGGCGCGUGAGGGCACGGCACACCACAAUGCGCAGCCAGCGCACACCCCGUCUACAGUGCUGCCCAAAGCCUCACUCUCGGUGCCUCAGACGAAUGAGUGGGAGUGGAACUGGAACGGAGAGCGGGAGCGCGAGCGCGGCGGGCGGUACGGACGCAGCGAGCGCGGCGACCGCACGCCGGGCGUGCAGCGCUCGGCGUCGGAGCCGCACGCGCCGCUGCCGCCGGCCCUGCCGCCGCCGCCGCACUCGCACUCGUUCUACAGGUAG
Molecule: messenger RNA, 5743 nt
Organism: Helicoverpa armigera (cotton bollworm)
Lineage: Eukaryota; Metazoa; Arthropoda; Insecta; Lepidoptera; Noctuidae
Product: potassium voltage-gated channel unc-103
Exons: 18
Coding region: 2849-5743 (964 amino acids)
Biological process (GO): membrane repolarization during action potential; potassium ion transmembrane transport
Cellular component (GO): plasma membrane
Molecular function (GO): inward rectifier potassium channel activity
Source: RefSeq, a predicted model, not a curated record